Molecule: messenger RNA, 5873 nt
Organism: Polistes canadensis
Lineage: Eukaryota; Metazoa; Arthropoda; Insecta; Hymenoptera; Vespidae
Product: centrosomal protein of 162 kDa-like
Exons: 6
Coding region: 112-4482 (1456 amino acids)
Biological process (GO): cilium assembly
Cellular component (GO): centriole; centrosome; axonemal microtubule
Source: RefSeq, a predicted model, not a curated record
UGUUGCGCACGAUUAUAAAUAUCAAACAAACAAAGUGACGUAGGUGUUAAUUCAUAGAAAAACAUGAUCUUUUAUUGUAAUAUUAUUUAAUUUCUAUUUUACAAAUCUGUGAUGUUUUCACAAUCUAAAAAGUUUCCAUCUGAGGAGGAUUUUAGCGAAGAUGAUUCUUUGGGAUCUUCUAUAAGUUUAAGCGUAGGUGACAACUCUGUACACAUAAAAGAAAAACCUAAAUUAGUAAAGGAACCUGAACCUCCACCUGAUAGUGAAGUAAAUCCUGAGGAAAAAUGGUGGUUAAAAAGACCAGAAACUCGUCUUGAGGUAACCAAUACUAAAGCUAUAGAAAUAAAGACGAAGAAAACACUUACACCUUCACCUGACAUUAGCUCUUCUAUGAAAGAAUUUCUCGAGAAAGAAAAAAUGUGCAAAAUUAUGCAUAAAAGUGAAGGAGAAAUUAAAGAUAAAGAUGAUACAUUAUGUGAUAUACUUGCUUCUGCAGCUUUUGAUAAAUAUCAAUCAGAUUUUGAAAAUGCAACCGAUGAAGACAUAGGUAGCAUUUUAGAAGAAAUGAGCAGGAUUGCUGGGGCUUUAAGUCCAAAUUCUGCUCCGGAUAAUGCAAAAUCUGGAAGUUCAAGUAAACACCAUACGGAAGAAGAAAAAUCUGUAGAAGAAUUGUUAGAAGAGGCUGAAAAACUUGUUCUUAAGAAUACUAGUAAUUUGUCCAAGAGCAUAUCAAGGUCUGAAACUUUAGUUCCUGACAAUGAUCAAGAUAAUUUGGAUGAUCUAAAUAGGGUUAGACAAUUAGAGGAAGAUAUUUUUCAGUUAAUACAAGAAGAAGUACAUAAGGAAUCAGAGAAGAUUAAGAAAAGUCCGAAAUAUGAAAAAAGAAGGGAUACUAGUCCUGGAGUUGAGAUUACUUAUGAGAAUCUCAAUGCUUUGCGACCUCCUAAGACAUUAGAAUUUCAAAAGAAAAAAUUUGAGGAACAAAAAGUAGAAAUAUCUAGUAGUUCAGAUUUAGAUGAUCCAAUUGAAAGACAUUCAAGAUCAGAAGAAUUAAAAAGUAUUAAAAAAAUGAGUGAAAGCAAAGAUAGUUUGCAGAAAGAAAUAACAGAUGUAGAUAAAGAUUUUUUUGAAAAUCUUCUUAAAAAGUCGAAGGAGAAGCUAGAAGGAGGCAUGUCGGGUAGUUCUAGCUUUGGCCAAGAAGAUUUUUCACAUUUUUUAAGACUGUUACAGGGUCAAAGUGAUAAAAAAGAACAAGAAUUAAAAGAAACUAUGCCGAUAUAUGAUCUUUUUUUAAAAUCAACUAAAGGAAAUGAUAUUUCAACUGUAGACGGAAAGUCAGCUAUUGAUAAAAGCCCAGAAUUUCCAGAAAAAGAAAUUUCUGAAAUACUGGAAAAGGAACUACCUCAUACUCAUACUACAGGUACAUACAAAACGGGUGAAGUAGAGUCUAAUAUAAGAGAAUCCAAAGAAGUUCAACAUUUAAAUGAUAAAAAAGUAAUAGAUACUUCUUAUUCUACUAAGCGAACGCAUAGUCAGUUUGUACUACAUAAGGCAGAUCCGAUUUCUCCCAAAGUUACUGACAAAAACGAUGACAAUAAAAAAGUUGUCAAUUCAAAAAAUGAAUUAUAUACUGUGGGACUUACUCCGAGAUUAGAAUUGUUUGCAGAUGCUAUUCCUAAACUUAUUGCUGAAAAAUCUAAUGAAAAUAUACAAAAAGAAAAUAGAGUAAUAGUUGAAAGCGAUAAGAAAUUUAUUAUAAAGGAAACUACAACAAAGGCUAAAACUAGUGUAGUCAAUUCGGACAAGACUUCUCGAGUUAAUAAUAAAGAUUCUUAUCUACGUGAUUGGCGAAAACGCGUAUUGGAUUUACCUAAAAAUGGUCGUAUUGGUAGUGCGAUAGAUAAUAAGAAUCAAAAGAGAGAUAUUAGAUUCUGUAAAUCUAAAAGUUAUGAUCAAAUCUGUAAACCGCAAUUGAAAAACUCUCAAGAAAAUCUAAGAGUUCCAAAAUCUGCUGAUGCUACAAGGAAAGCAAAUCCAUUACUAUCAAAGAAAUCUCCUAUAUUGAAGCCAAAAAUUCAAUCUAAGCCCGUUCCUAAGAUUUUACCUAGAAGUAAAACUCUUUCACAUUCAAAGGCUGAUAUCGAGAAAACUGUUUCCACAUUAAGUUUACCAUGUAAAUCUCAAUUUAGGUCACCUGAAAGUCUUAUGGCUGGUGGUGAUACAAAGCAAAAUAUAAUGAAACAAAAUUGGGAAGUAUUAUGUCGUGAAGAAAAACAUAAAAAUUUAUUAUUAAAGCAACAAUUGGAAUCCGAAGUAAGGUUAUAUAAAAGUCAAAUAGAUAAUAUGCGUUUGGCUUUUGAGGAAGAGUUAUUUGCAUUAAGGAAGGAGAACAUAGUUUUGAAAGCAAAAGUAGAUGAGUUAUCUUUAAAUGAAAAACAUGUAAAUGUUCAUUCCAAAUCAGAUGCUAAGGUUAUCGUUUUGGAAAAAGAGAUAGAAAAGUUAGAAAAUGUAACUCGUACUUAUGAAACUGAAAAUAAAAAAUUGCUACAAGAUACAAAACGUAUGCAGGAAGAAAUUAAAAUGUUGCAGUUAAAACAAAAAUCUACCACAUUAGAAACGAAUGAAAUGCAACGUUUAAUAGAUCGUGUUAAAGAUUUAGAGGAAGAGGCAUUAAAAUUAAAUUUAGAAGUUUCUGAGCUUAAAGAGAAAAAUGCUGAUUGUAUAUUGAAGAAUGAUGAUUUAAUACAACAAAAUGGUUUACUUAAUGAUGAAUUGGAAAUGUUUAAAGAACAACUUAGAACAAAGAAUGACUUUAUUACAGAUAAAUUACAGGCCACGAUUAAAGUAGAGGUUGACUUGAAAAAACAGGUGGAAGAACUGAAUAUUAAAUUAAGUUCUAAAACUGAUCAAUUACGUACAACAAAAUUAGAAUUUGAAAAACUUCAACAAAGAGUUUUGCCCUUAGAGAAGGAACUUCUAGAAUUUAGGGUUAAGGAAGGUAACUUACAAGAAAAAUUACAGACUGCUAAAAAUCAUAUUGAACGUGAGAAGCAACUUACACAAAAAUUGAAGGAUCAAGUAAUACUUGAUAACAAAAAAAUUAUGGAUCUGACAAGACAAGUACGUGAAAUGGAACGUAUUCUUAAAAGAAAAAAUCCAGAUUCUGUAUCUGCUUUAAUAUUAACUGCUAAUUCGGAACAAGACAAAAUUGGAACUGAAAAAGUCAAACUUCUUGAAGAAAGAAUAGCUGUUCUUGAGAAAGAACUAGAAACCAAAGAAGAUAUUUUACAGAAAAAAUUACUUCACUUGCAGCAAACAUUUUCUGAUAUGAAAGAAAAAUAUAUUUCUCAAAUAACAGAAUUAGAAGGCAAAUUGUUAGAAGCAACUGCUGCAAAUCAAAAGGUAUAUGUUGAUAUGUUUACACAAACAACUGGUAAAAACAUUGAAAGUAAAGGGAUAGAAACAUGUAAGAAAGAUGAAAAGUCUUUAUUAAUUGAUAAGGAGGACAAAAAAGAUCAAAGAAUUGUAAAGGUUGGUCCAAAAUCUCAAAAUCCGAAAGAAGAUACUCAUCUUAUUGCUACAAUACGUGGACUCAAAUUGGAACUUUCAAAUAAAGAUAGGGCAGUUUCUAAGCUUACAAAAGAAUAUCAGGAAUUACAAAAGACUAAUAGACGAUUACAGAAAGAACGUGAGAAACUUUUAAAUGAUCGUAGAACUUUUAAAAGUGCAGAUCUUGAAAAGACUAAUGCAAAAUUGCUGGGUUCACGAUCUACAGAAGGUAAUGAUCAGAAUUCAAACAUAUAUCAAAAUGGACAUGUAACAGACCAGGGUACACGAUUAUCCGCAUCUAAUCAUAAAUUAUAUGAUCCAAUGAAUUAUACAGAAACUACUGAUAAUACCUUGGUCAAAAAAUUAUUGAGCGAUAAUGAAAUUCUAAAGGAAGAAUUAAACAAAAUGAAUAAGGACUUCAUGGCGCUGAAAAAUAAAAGACUUCACGAUUUGAAUAUUUUACAGGAAGAGCAUGAACGAGAAAUGGCUACUCUUGUGAAGGAAUACAGUGUUAAAUUUGGAGAUUCUAAAGUGGUAAAAUUACAGGGUCAGGUUAAUUCACAAGUUGCUGUAAUUACUCAUUUGAAGGAACAGAUUGAUAAAUUAAGGGAUUACAAGGAGCAGGUGGUUGUGUUGAAGGCUGAACGAGAACAUUUAGAGAAUAAAGUGAAAACGCUAAAUGAGAAAGUCAAAUAUCUUUCUACGCCGGGAACUGAGCAGUUACAAUUACUACAGGACAAAAUAACAAUUCUUCAACAAAGGCACGAAAGUCGCGAAAUGACAUUACAGUCUUUGGUACGUAAUUUGCUUAGAAAUCGUACGCAGUGUAAAGACUGUAAAAAUGAAAAGGGUAAAAAUCGGCAGCUUUGUUACUUUCGUCAAGAACUUGAUCACAUUCUUGCAAUGUUACAAGAAAUUUCCAAUUCUCAUUAAUAUUGACACAUAUUUAAAUGUGUCUUUUUGAAGUGCCCAUAAGACUGUUGUUAAUCAUGUAAUUGUAUCAUCACAUAAUUUCAUAUGUGGUGGUUGUUUCAUUUGUUGAACUAUACGAUUCGUUUCUCUCGUUUGAUCACGUCGAGCAAAAGCCAUGGCCAAAGUCUAACGUCCAUGAUAUAAUUAUUAUUAGAUUAGCUUUAGCCAGUGUAUUUUUCUUCUCUUGCUAUUGCAUUGUUAAGACUAUUACAGAAGUUUUAUUGCUGCGAAUACAAAUAUAAAAAAACUUCUUAUAAAAAUGGAUGAGAUCUUUCAUCACUGCCAAAGAUACGACUACUACUUAAAUAGUAGUUAUUACAUAGCUAGCAACGAAAUGGUAUACGUUAUUAAAUCUCUUUGUCUUCUUAUGCCUGCUUGCCAUUAGACGUAUAUAUAUUUAUGCAACGAGUCAGCCAAAAUAUCUAAGUUAAAGGUUUUUAAUUUUGACAAAUUUAUAAUUUAUUUUUAAUAAGAAAAUCAAUGAUAUUAAUUUAUUAUUUUUUAGCUUUAUAUAAAUUAACAUUAAAUGUUCCAACUUGUGGGACUUAAAAUUUAUAGGCACAUGUGUAUAUAAAAUAUUCAUUGCCGUUAUUUUGUUAACUGUGACUCGACGAAGUGAUUAAUUAGAUCACUAGAUAGAGAUUUACUCACACGUUUAUCUUCCAGAGUUAGGUAGAAUCUAGUUUUUUAUAAUGUCCUUUCUUGAAGAUUUGUAAAUAGUUGUCAUCUUGUUCGGAAUUAUAUUUAUGCCAUAUUUAUCCGAGUUUUAUUAAAAUACUCGGUUUUUCAGAAUCAACGAAUUCAUAUUUGCGAAUAUAUCAUUCAUACAUACCACGGUGUAACUUAUUCAUUGCUAAAGAUUCUACGCAUUUAGUCUUAAUGAUCUCGCCAAAGUAGUUGUAUUUAUAUAGCACACAUACAUAUAUACAAUCGCACAAUUUAAUGCAUUCCGGCCUCUAUAGUGUAAUGAAGAAUUCAUCAGAGAUGUAUAUUUUACUUAUUCUAAUUAGAAAAUUAAAAUUUUCAUCUAAAUGUAUAACUUAAGCUAAUUAAAUGGAGCGAUUACACGAGUCGAAUUCUUUUUCUAGUAUAUAUUAUGCCAAUAGUAUAAAAGAAAAUAAAAAAAUAAAAUAAAAAAAAAAAAUUUCAAUUUUCUGUCUUGUGUAAUCGCUGCUUGUUUUUAUUAAAGAACCUGUUGAUAUAUUUCACAAUUGAAUGUGCUGCAUUACAAGGUUUCGUUAUUCAAAGUAUAUUAUUAUUCGUAUAGAUGAAACCUAAAAUUUUAAGUAGAACUAAAUGUUUUUUCGAAUUUGUACAUACAUAUCUAUUUGAGCCAGUUUAAUAGUCUACGG